ACUCACUUGGCUCAUCGUCCCGCUGAAACCUCACACCCAGUUCAUAUACAGUGUUCACUUGGAUCGCAUUUGGCUGCGCGGGGAAGACGAUCCUGCAACCGAUGGAGGCCGUGGCGGCGAGCGUCGUGACAGGAGCGAUGCGGAUCCUCCUGCCCAAGCUCGGCGCCCUGCUGGAGAAGAAGUACAAGCUGUCCAAGAGCGUGAAGAAGGAGAUCGCCUCCUUGAGCCACGAGAUGAGCAGCAUGAGCGCUCUGCUCGUGAAGCUAGCCGAGGCGGACGGCGGCGAGCUCGACGUGCAAGACAGGGUGUGGCGCGACCAGGUGCGCGAGCUGUCCUACGAAAUGGAGGACUGCGUCGACGCCUUCACGGACGACCUUGGCAGCGGCGGCGCCAGGGCCGGGCUCUUGAACGGGCUCAUGAAGCUCAAGGCGCGGUACAAGACUGCCCGCUGGAUCGAAGAACUGAAGUCUCGGGUGGUGGAAGUGAACAAGCGCCACAACAGAUACAAGCUUGAUGACCGGGUUGGUUCUUCUUGUCAGAGCCCUGUGGCCAUUGAUCCUCGGCUACCUGCACUCCAUACGGAGGCAGCCAGCCUUGUCGGCAUAGACGGCCCCAAGGAGAAGCUCGUCGACCUGUUGCUGGGAGAGGAGGAGGAAGAUGGCAAUCACCGGGCACUCAAAGUUGUAGCCAUCACGGGGUUUGGAGGUAUUGGCAAGACAACUCUCGCCAGCCAGGUCCGAGAUAAGAUCAAAGGCCACUUUGAACGCACAGCCUUCGUAUCGGUGUCGCAAAAUCCAAGCAUGAUCGACAUCUUGUUGGAUAUACUCUCACAAAUUGGGGGCUUCUUGCAUUCAUCGAUGAAUAAUAAUGUACCCCGACUCAUCAGCACACUGAAGGCACGUCUCGAUAGCAAGAGAUACCUUAUUGUCAUUGAUGAUAUAUGGACAAUACAAGCAUGGAAUACUAUUAAAUGUGCCUUUGUGGAGAAUAACCUUGCUAGUAGAGUUAUAACAACUACACGUAUUGAAGACAUAGCUCAAGCAUGUUGUUCUUGUUUCCGUGGCCAUGUCUACAAGAUGAAACCACUUAAUAAUCUUGACUCAAGGAGAUUAUUUCAUAGAAGGAUUUUCCCCUCCGAAGAUGCUUGUCCGGAGAAACUAAAGAAUGUUUCUAAUGAAAUUCUAAAUAAAUGUGAAGGAGUUCCGUUAGUUAUAGUAAGUGUAGCUAGCAUUUUGGCUAGUCAUAGAGAGGUAAACUCAAAGGAAUUCUGGGAGAAGAUACAAAAUUAUUUAGGUUUCCAAUUGGAAGGAAACCAUGAUUUGGAAUGGCUGAGACAUGUGCUUAAUCUUGGUUACAUUAAUUUAUCUUUGGACCUUCGGACAUGUAUGCUUUAUCUCGGUAUAUUCCCAGAAAAUUCUGAAAUAAUGAAGGAUGAUUUAGUGAAGAGAUGGAUAGCCGAGGGUCUCGUUCCUGAAAGGCUUGGUUAUGGUCAAGAGGAGACCGCAGAAGAUUUCUUUAAUGAGCUGAUCAAUAGAAACAUGAUCCAAAUAGCAGAGUUUGAUGACUGUGGGCAUGUGUUAUCUUGUCGGGUGCAUGAUGUGAUGCUUGACUUUAUCGUAUGGAAGUCCACGGAAGAAAAUUUCAUCAAUAUAAUUAAGGGAACCCCUACAGUUAAUGAUCCGCAAUACAUGAAAGGGUGUUUGCAGGUUCGUCGGUUAUCCCUACAAGUUAGAAAACCGGAACACAUGGAAUUGCUGGGAAGCAUGGCUCUCACGCAGGCCAGAUCAUUUAACUUUUGGGGGUCUGUUCAAUGGAUGCCCUCUCUGUCUAGGUUUCAACUCCUGCGAGUCCUGCAUCUUGACCUUGGUGUUUAUGAUUCCAAAAAUGAGCAGUGUCUGUCUUUCAUUGGCAGUUUUACCCGACUGAGGUAUUUGAGGAUCAUAGGUGCCGUCUUUAAGAAAGUGCAGAAAGAAAUGCAAAAAUUACAACAUUUGAAGACAUUGGAGAUAGUUGGUGAAAAAAGAGUUGGCCAAGACAGAGAGGAGUUUUUACAAUCUUUACACCUAGAGCUCAAUGUCAGCAAGUUACCAUCGAUGCUGUGGCAUCUGAUUGUUCCAUGCACUGUGAAGCUGCCUGGUGAGAUCAGCAGGAUGAGUGCCCUCCGCACUCUGGGCGAACUCAGCAUAGAUCUCCAAGAUGUGGAGAACAUCAAAGGCCUCGGUGAACUGGAAGAUCUGAGGGACCUGAAGAUACUUGUAGAAAAAGGUGUCCGGGAAGGCGAUUGUGCUGAUCUUGUUCCUUCCCUGAGCAGGCUCAAACGCCUUGAGUCCCUAACCAUCCGUAUGGCUGGAUCCGUCAAAAUUAUUGAUGUCCUGACUUGCUGGUCUCCACCUUCUCCCCAUCUUCGAAGACUACAUGUGCUGGGGCUCCCCUUCUCCACUGUCCACCAAAACUGGAUUAGCCAACUCGACAACCUCAGAAGCUUGAAAAUUCAGGUUGUUUCGCUGCCAGAAGAUGGUGCCGAGGUUCUUGCCAGGCUGACCUCGCUGGUUCACCUUACACUGCAUGUUAGCAAGAAUGUUCCCGAGGAAGGCGUCGUCAUCCGCGCCGCAUCUUUCCCAAACCUCAAGGAUUUCGUGUUCAGAUGUGAAGGGAUUUGCCUCGUCUUCGAGGCAGGGGCCAUGCACAAGCUUGAGAGCCUCACCGUGAAGUGCUGCGAAGAAGCAGAGCGGGUACACGGCUGUGCUGAUUUAUUUGGUAGCAUCGGGCAUCUGGGAAGCCUCAUGUCAUUCAAGCUGGAUAUUUACAAGCUGGGUAUUGUUUUGCAAGCCUAUUCUCCUCCACAGCUUCAAACUGGGGGCCUCGACAGUCUCGCGGCCGCGCUCAGGGAGAAAUAUCCGGGGAUUCCUGACAUUCGCAUUCAGCGCAUGUAAACACGGUACGUAUUUAUAUUACAGGUCCAUUGCAGUGAACAAAUCCACGAUUAUCCUCCACUCAAAUCACGGGAGGUACUAUGGAGUGUGCCUCAGGGCUAAUACAAACCUACUACACUGUUGCCGUGAUGUCAGAUUUCUGGCUCUCGGGCACAUGCAAUCUCGCUAUCAUGACCUUCCAUUUAUUGCUCGGGAUCUGUGUCAAAUUAGUUUCAGAAUGAAAUACUGCUAAAAUACGUGAGUGAAAUAGCUGCCAUGGCACACAUGUGAACAGUGGAUUCACUGACGGUACAUGCUUUGCCAUGUAGGCGUCCAUGUAAUGAACUGCAUGUGCUCCAAUGUAAUGUGUUAUAUGAUACUUCAUCCGUUUGCAAAUAUAAUAUGUUCUAAUUCUUUUC
Triticum aestivum (bread wheat) is the source of this 3331-nucleotide messenger RNA. Its product is annotated as disease resistance protein RGA5. The record is from RefSeq and is a predicted model, not a curated record. Gene Ontology annotation, molecular function: ADP binding. The transcript has 3 exons. NCBI's taxonomy places the organism in Eukaryota, Viridiplantae, Streptophyta, Magnoliopsida, Poales, Poaceae. Gene Ontology annotation, biological process: defense response to other organism. Bases 102 to 2933 code for a protein of 943 amino acids.